GCUCGAAUGAUAUAUAUAUAUAUAUAAGUGACAAUGAUAAGAGUGUUUAGAGUGAACGGACUUAUUUCAGUGCUACCAUUUACACGCAACUACAAUGUCACGACGACAGGAACCAGGCGCACAGGAAGCGGAGGCGGCGUAAGGGGACGUAUGGGCUCUUCUUCAAUUCAAUUGAGUGAACCACAAUUAGUUGCAAAGCUUUUAGAGCUUUUCCCACUCGAAAACUCAUGGAUUCCAGUCAGUAAGUGGGCACAGAGCAUUUCAGAUGAAGUAAAAGAGCUUCUUGUGGCUUAUAACGGGUUAGGAAACUUUGUAGGAAAGCAAAACAACUUUUUUAUCGUGAGAACUGAAAAUGGUGUAAAAGUGGUUUCUUUAACGACAAUGGGGAUGAGUUUGUGUCAAAGACGACAGAAGAAAUGGAAUAUAGAACGAGUGAGAAGCGAUAAGUUUGGUCAAAGAAGAGAUUUUAGGAGAGGGAGCUCAAACUAUCAUGACAAAAAGUAAAAUGUUACUCUUAUUAAAAAAAUUUAUUACACUAUGGUCAUCUAAAUUUUAUUAUAAUGCUUUUACCUGUUUUUCUUUGAGAUUAUCAUUUCGUGUAUAAAA
Molecule: messenger RNA, 606 nt
Organism: Phytomonas sp. Hart1
Lineage: Eukaryota; Euglenozoa; Kinetoplastea; Trypanosomatida; Trypanosomatidae
Source: the annotation of a GenBank genome assembly